AUGAAGGAAGGAAGGGAACGAGUUCGCAUAGGAGAUGUGAACCAAGUGCCCCACGUGCCCCUGGUGCCCAACUGCGUAUCUCUCUCUCUCCAUCGUGAGCUUGUCCACACUCCUCGUAUUGAAUACCGACACUGCCCCCACCCUCACUACGGCAUCGAAUUCCCCGCUCACUCCAUCGCCACCAUGGCCACUUCCUUCGCCAACCUCCACCUUCGCCACCCCACAGUCUUCCCUCUUUCUCAAAGUUCCACUUUGACCUCUGGAUGGAGUCCUACGCAGUUGAUUUUUCUAACUGUGGGUCGGAGGCAAUUAGCGCUGAAGAGCGUGCAAGCAAAGUCCAAGCAGGCUGGGAGUGUCUCGCGCUCUGGUACUCAGCUUGAAGGAAGUGAGUUGGAUGGCAUUCUGGGGGCUGUGUCUGCGAAGAAGCGGAGGUCGCAGUGGUGUUUGUGCCGUGGCAUCGAGUCAGGAAGUAGAGAAUUGAGGUACUUGUCAUGGGGGAGUGGUGGAAGGCCGCAGGAUGUGAUGCUGGAACCGCCUGUUGUAGAAUUCGACGUGGACAUUCUUCGUGGAGUGCCUCUGAGCUUAAGGGCUGCGGUCACAGAAGGAGCCAUCUCCUCAUCUUUGGCAAUAUGCUGGAGGUGGAUGCUAUCUGUUGCUGUAGCCAUCAGCAUCAAUUUCAUACCCUGGUCCUCAAGCAUCGCCCUUGCCCAAACUGAGGUUGUUGCCUCGGGGUGUGACAAUGUUACUCAGUAUUACAGCCAAGCGUCUGGUCUGCAGGGUGAGAAGCUUAAGGCGAAAUUGCAUGAGAUUGUUGCUGGGCACAAGCGUCUCACAUAUGCUCAGGUUUGGAAUGCGUUAAAGAUUCUUGAUGCUGCAGAUACUGCAACACCGGAGACGUCUCCUGAUGUAGUGGAUAUCUACAGCUUGAAAAGAGUCUCUAAAAGCCUCCAAGGAAGUAGUGAUGGUUGGAAUCGAGAGCAUUUAUGGCCCCGAUCUUAUGGGCUAACUGAAAAUCAGUCGGAAUUUACUGAUGUCCACAACUUGCGACCGGCUGACGUGAACGUAAAUUCAUCACGAGGCAAUAAAUACUUUGGAGACUGCACUACUCUCCAGACAACGCGAUGCCUAAUUCCUGCUAACCGCGAAGCAGCACCAGAUACCGCAACUGAUUCGAACUCAUGGCGACCACCAUCUGAGGUCAGAGGAGACAUAGCACGGGCUGUGUUUUACAUGGCAGUUCGUUAUGGCCUUGAGCAACCUUCUGGUAGCCUCAACCUCCAGCUUUCGGAUUCGCCUAGUGUUGCAAAUGCGACCAUGGGGCUUCUUUCGACUCUCUUAGAAUGGAACAAUUUGGACCCACCCUCGCCCUCAGAGGUGCUAAGGAACUCAAGAGUGUGUUCUUUGUACCAAGGCAAUCGUAACCCAUUUGUUGACCACCCGGAGUAUGCUUCGAGUAUCUGGGAUGCUCGUACCGUUGCGACAGGGCCAAACACACCGGGUGAGCCGACGGUUAGUUCUGGAUCGAAAAAUGAAAACCCGCUUCCAAAUGCGUGGAUCAAUGAAAUACAUUAUAACAACAAAGGUCAAGACCAAGACGAGUUUAUUGAGGUGAUUGUGGGUCCAAAUACUGAGAUUUCCUCAUUGAAGAUAUAUCUGUAUAGUAGUGAUGGAAAAGUGUACCGCAAUCUUCCUCUAGCUGAUGCUGCAUUGUUCCAAGCAUCCAACGUUAACGGAUCAAGCUCUUUAAUUUAUUCAACAGCUCGUCCAGGAAGGUCGAUACAAAAUGGACCAGCUGAUGGUAUAGCUCUGGUGCAAGAACGAAGUGAAAACAAAAGCAAGGUCAUUCAAUUUUUGUCAUACGAGGGAGUUCUGACUGCUGCCGAAGGUCCAGCUAAAGGCUCAACUUCUAAGGAUAUAGGUGUACAUGAGAGUGAACGCUCGGAGGUCGGUAGUUCCUUAGGGCUUUCAGGUUUUGGCCGAAGAUAUGAAGACUUCAAGUGGACGAAGUUCUCUAAAGCUGCCACACCUGGCAGCCUUAACUCUGGACAGUUGUUCAGCUGACUUUCAAAGCCGGGAAGUUGAAUUAAUUGCUUGUCAGAGAGGCUUAGUAUUAGAUCAAAUCUGACUCUUGCUCAAGACCAAACUGAACAAAAACACCUUCAAAUUUGAUUGUUCUCAAUUUCUCUUUCAA
This is a messenger RNA of Physcomitrium patens, 2191 nucleotides long. RefSeq lists its product as uncharacterized. The record is from RefSeq and is a predicted model, not a curated record. Gene Ontology annotation, molecular function: nuclease activity. Lineage: Eukaryota; Viridiplantae; Streptophyta; Bryopsida; Funariales; Funariaceae.